Molecule: messenger RNA, 4419 nt
Organism: Cynoglossus semilaevis (tongue sole)
Lineage: Eukaryota; Metazoa; Chordata; Actinopteri; Pleuronectiformes; Cynoglossidae
Gene: nlgn3b
Product: neuroligin 3b
Cellular component (GO): membrane
Molecular function (GO): neurexin family protein binding
Source: RefSeq, a predicted model, not a curated record
UGUGUGUUUUUUUUUCUGUCUGUCCGUGCACGCGCAUACCAGAGGCGUGUGCGUGCGUGAGUUCGCGUGCACGAGCGCGCUGUCCGGAGUUAAGGUGGUUAGUUAAUGGUUUCUAAAUUGGGAUGCUGUCGGAUGUCGGAGGCUGAAUCUAAUACACUGGCGUAUCCCGGCGGUUGCCUGGUAACGCGCUGGCAGUGGGCGCUCCUGACCUUGGCGUCGUGAAUGCGCAAAGCACACGGACCGUGCACCAGCAGCAGAUAAGAGUAAAAGAUCCGCGCCUCUGAUACCGACACCGGGGGGGGACAUAUUUUUUCACGUUCACAUUCACAGCCUUUUCCAUUGUCUUCAUCACAUGCAGCAGCCGAGGCGAACAGACGGGUUAUUAUGGUAUGGAGCAAACGUGGGGACGGAGCGCGUCUCAGCCUCUGUAAAAGCAGAUCUGUGUGAACUGCAAUGAGAAGUGGACGUGGAGGAGCUUCAUUCGUGUCUGAGGUGCAUUUGGAUUGGAUCUGAGUGAUGUCCGUCUGACAGGGUCACUACAGCAGGACUGAGCGGACACUACAGUGUGCAUUUGUGUUGUGCAGCGGCCACUGUCCUGCCCAGACCAUGUGGUUGGCUCCAUUCAGAGACCAUCUGUCGCCUGCACACCUGCCACAUCAGCACGGAGCCGUGACCAUCACCCACUGUGCUCUUCUCUGGUGGAUAUUAUGCUCCUGCUGGUCCUUCACGAAGGCCACCAGCCAGAAGUUCUACCCCACCGUCACCACCCAGUUCGGGAAACUGCGAGGCCUCCGGGUCCCGGUGCCCAGCGAGGUCCUCAGGCCCGUGGAUCAGUAUCUUGGGGUGCCGUACGCAGCGCCACCUGUGGGCGAGAAGCGUUUCAUGCCCCCGGAGCAGCCGUCCUCUUGGUCGGGCGUAAAGAAUGCCACCCACUUCAUGCCCGUGUGUCCUCAGAACAUCCACAACACUGUGCCGGAGAUUAUGAUGCCCAUAUGGUUCACCUACAACCUGGACACGGUGGCUCAGUACAUCCAGGACCAGAGUGAGGACUGUCUGUAUCUGAACAUCUACGCUCCGACGGCUGACGGGGGCCAACACAAGAAGAAGGGGGCGUCGUUCUCACACGCUGAGACUCAUAUAUCUGAAGAUAUAAGGGACUCUGAGGCCCGGCCCGUGAUGGUCUACAUCCACGGAGGUUCCUACAUGGAGGGAACCGGGAACAUCAUGGACGGCAGCGUGUUGGCCAGCUACGGGAAUGUUGUCGUGGUCACGCUCAACUACCGGAUUGGAAUAUUAGGCUUCCUCAGCACCGGGGACCAGGCAGCGAAAGGAAACUACGGGCUCCUGGAUCAGAUUCAGGCUCUGCGCUGGAUCAGUAAGAACAUCGGUUACUUUGGAGGAGACCCGGGGCGCAUCACGGUUUUUGGAUCGGGGAUCGGCGCCUCCUGUGUCAGUCUGCUCACACUGUCCCAUCACUCAGAGGGAUUGUUCCACAGAGCCAUCAUCCCCCUGUCCAGCUGGGCUGUCAACUACCAGCCGGUCAAGUACACCCGCCUGCUGGCUGAGAGAGUGGGCUGCAACGUGCUGGACACGGUGGACAUGGUCACCUGCCUGCAGAAGAAGACCGCUAAAGAGUUGGUGGAGCAAGACAUCCAGCCCGCUCGAUACCGCGUGGCCUUCGGCCCCGUCAUCGACGGAGACGUCAUCCCGGACGACCCAGAGAUCCUGAUGGAGCAGGGCGAGUUCCUCAACUACGACAUCAUGUUGGGCGUGAACCAGGGAGAGGGCCUGCGCUUCGUCGAGAACGUGAUGGACAUGGACGACGGCGUGUCGGGCAGUGACUUUGACUUUGCCGUGUCAGACUUUGUGGACAGCUUGUACGGAUACCCGGAAGGAAAGGACACGCUGAGGGAGACCAUUAAAUUCAUGUACACGGACUGGGCGGACAAGGACAACCCGGAGACCAGGAGGAAGACUCUGGUGGCUCUGUUCACCGACCAUCAGUGGGUGGAGCCCUCGGUGGUGACGGCUGACCUUCACGCCCGCUACGGCUCGCCGACGUACUUCUACGCCUUCUACCACCACUGCCAAAGCCUGAUGAAGCCCGUGUGGUCCGACUCGGCGCACGGAGACGAGGUGCCUUACGUCUUCGGGAUUCCCAUGGUCGGCCCCACUGAUCUGUUCCCCUGUAACUUCUCCAGGAAUGACAUCAUGCUCAGCGCCGUGGUCAUGACUUAUUGGACCAACUUUGCCAAGAGUGGGGAUCCCAACAAGCCGGUGCCUCAGGACACCAAGUUCAUCCACACGAAGGCCAACCGCUUUGAGGAGGUGGCCUGGUCCAAGUACGACCCGUACGACCAGCUCUACCUGCACAUCGGUCUGAAGCCCAGGAUCCGCGACCACUACCGCGCUACCAAAGUGGCCUUCUGGAAACACCUGGUGCCUCAUCUUUACAACCUCCACGACAUGUUCCACUACUCCUCCACGACCACCAAGGUCACGCCCAUGGAUCCCACCCAGUCCAACGGCAAGAGGUCGGGCAGCACCGGGCGGCCCCCCGUCUCCCCGGCCCACACUGAAAACGGGAGAGAGAUGGGUCCUCUGAUCAUGCCCAACCCCAGGGAUUACUCCACGGAGCUCAGCGUGACCAUCGCCGUGGGGGCCUCGCUGCUCUUCCUCAACGUCCUGGCCUUCGCCGCCCUCUACUACCGCAAGGACAAGCGCAGUCGCCAGGACACGUCCCAGCAGCCCAGUCCGCAGCGCGACGGCAAGGGCAACAACGUCAGCCACACCAACACGGUGGACGAGGCGCUGUCGUCCCAGCAGAGGAGCCAGUGCGAGGCUCUUCACAACCCCCAUCACGUCUCACCCAGCCUGGACUACUCCCUCACCCAGCACCGCUCCCCCGACGACAUCCCUCUGAUGACCCCCAACAACAUCACCAUGAUCCCCAACUCCCUGAUGGGCCUGUCCAACAUGAGCCCGUACAGCACCUUCCCGGCGGGCUACAGCUCGGCGGGGCUGCCCAGCACCCACUCCACCACACGUGUAUAACCUGCGGAGCAGACAAGUGACAGACGGUCCCUAAAAAGGUGGAGAUGUAAAGGUGUAUCUAGGAUGUGUAGGUUAAAAACUAGGAUGUUUGAAUUUGUUUGUUCUGUCUUUUUGUUUUUUCCCAAAGGUGUUAAAAACCACAGACAUCCUGCCUUCACUCCCUCUCUCCCCCCUCCCUCUCUCCCCCCUCCCUCCCUCCCUCCCUCCUUUCCUCUCUCUCAUAUAGGAAGUAUAACUGCAACGUCAUUUUAUAAUACUACUCACCUGAAGGGAACGGAAAGAAGAAAAAAAAUCGGAUCAUGUCAUUUUUCACGUUAGCUUUUUUGGAACUUUACAUAGGAAGAACUUAGUAUAAUGUUUCUACGGCUGGAUUUGUAUGGGAAGCUUUUUCUUACUCUGUGACAACUCUUUUGAUCUCGUGGACUUUAAAGUGACAUUACACCAGGUGGACGACAGGAGGCGGGAUCUGAGCGGAGGCGGAGCGCGGUAUUAUUGUUACUAUAAUCGGUAUUAUUAUCAAUAGUAUUACAGAGCGAUUUUAUACACACUUCUCAUGGUACACUGCUUAUUCUGAACAAAUGUAUUUUUAUUGUACUUAGGUUCAAAGGUCGCGUGACUCACUCUCAUAUGAAAACGACUGUGGAUUCAUCGCAGCGGCCGGUUUGAAUUUCAGCCGUCGACGCGUGCGCUCCAGAGAAUAUCCAGUUUAUUCGACAUACACUAUGUGGUAGUGCAAAUUAUAGCUGCCGUGUGUGUGUGGGUGUGUGUGGGUGCCUGGUUGAACAGCGCGCUACGAAAAAUGUAAAUUAGACAUCAUUUAAAGUUUGCCUUUAUGUUUUCUGCAUAGGUAUCGUUGUGUAAUCUCUGGUAGUAUAUUUAAGUACGCUGCUGUGUUUCCUUUGACACGUGUCCAUCGCGACGUCGUAGGGACAGAAAUAACGCUUUGCUACGGAGGGAGUUUUGCUUCAAAUGUGUUUUGUUUUUUUUCCUACUCAGACUAACUCACGGUUCUUUUCCCUGGCUUGGCUUGUUUGUACAGAAUAAAUUUAGACGAAAUCUUUUAUUUGUGCUUUGUUUAUGAAUACUGUAAGUUCCCCAGAGGAUUAUCUGUAAUUACACUGUAACUGUAUGUAUAUCGACUCAUGUAUUCACAUGGUAAAGUGAGGAGUUUCAUGAAAAAAAAAAACGAUUUAAGAAAAAAAAAAAGAAAAGUAUUUGCUGCGGGCCCCAGACGUAACAUAUCCAGGGGUUGUGUUUUUCCUGAACGGACGUGAGGAGCAGAGAUUUGAAAUUUGAUUCCUUUAAAGUUAUCAACAUGUUGUUUAUUCUAAAUGAGACAAAUAUUAAAAGAUUUUUUAAACUAAA